Aspergillus steynii IBT 23096 is the source of this 1593-nucleotide messenger RNA. RefSeq names its product beclin 1. The transcript has 2 exons. The record is from RefSeq and is a predicted model, not a curated record. NCBI's taxonomy places the organism in Eukaryota, Fungi, Ascomycota, Eurotiomycetes, Eurotiales, Aspergillaceae. Gene Ontology annotation, biological process: autophagy; autophagosome assembly; late endosome to vacuole transport. Bases 1 to 1593 code for a protein of 530 amino acids. Gene Ontology annotation, cellular component: phosphatidylinositol 3-kinase complex, class III, type II; phagophore assembly site; phosphatidylinositol 3-kinase complex, class III, type I.
AUGUACUGCCAGAAAUGCCGGACUCCUUUGAAGCUAGACAGCUCUCUAGAGUCGCUCAACCCAGCGGUCUUUGAUCUGCUCACUGGCUCUACGGGUAAGACCCUGCCGGAAUCAUCGUCUCGACCUUCCUACCCUCAAGAAAGACAUGAAUACUACGACCGAGCUUCCCAGAAUGCCAACUCGGCGGCAUACAGGAGGACGAUCCCGCCGCCGGUUAAUGCCCAGAACCACAAAAGCCACAAACUAGGACGUGGGGAUAGCGGCAACAUGUCCUUCGUCAUGCUUACGGAGUCUCAAGUCGGCCCGCCACAAGCGACACCAGAUGCCCAAGGCGUUGGCUCUCCGAAAGGCAAGCAAUCAUUUGGCACUCAGAACCAUGACGCCGAAGGGGAGGAACUGCCAUUUGCGGAACAGGCCGAGCGCAAUAAUCGCAUUUUCGAGUUCAUAUCGGCUCACUCCGAUAUUGAUCAUCCCAUCUGCACGGAGUGUACCGACCUAGUCAUGUCGGGCCUACAGAAGCGCCUGCUCAACGCUACGAAGGAACGCGAUGCAUACAUAUCAUUUUUGAGGACACUCAACUCAUCAAAGGUGCCUACAGCCGAAGAAAUUGAGGCGGCUGAGCAAUCGUUGAAGGAGACCAAGGAAGCUGAAGAGAAAGCUUUUGCCGAGCUCGUCGCCUUGGAAGAAGAGAAGGCAACGUUGGACAAGGAAAUCGCCGAGCUGGAAGAGCAAUCACAAAAGCUGGAUUUGCAGGAAGAGGAGUUCUGGCGUGGGCGCAACGAGUUUACACUAGAGCUUAACGGAUUCCAGCAAGAACGGGAUGCUUUGAAUAUGAAGUACGACCACGAUUCCCGCCAGCUUGAACGGCUUCAGAGGACCAAUGUGUACAAUGAUGCUUUCUGCAUUGGUCACGAUGGCUACUUUGGGACGAUAAAUGGAUUGCGGCUUGGCCGUUUAACCAACCCCUCCGUGGAUUGGCCCGAAAUUAAUGCUGCUUGGGGCCAGACAGCACUGCUCCUUGCAACCAUUGCCGAGAAAUUGGGGUUUGCAUUUCAGGGGUACCACCUUAGACCUCUGGGGGCAAUGUCUAGGAUUGAUAAAAUCGAAUAUCCUCGCCCCUCGCCGGCUCAGUCCGCGAUAGGUGGUGGGAACCCGACUGCACUGGGACCGCCCAAAAUCACCACCCUCGAUUUAUUCUCAUCCGGAGACCUACCACUCAAUCUUCCUUGGCUUCACCGCCGAUUCGACGCAGGAAUGGUGGCGUUCCUAGAAUGUCUACGCCAACUAGGCGAAUAUGUGGAGAUACCACAAGCACCUGGAUCCUCAAAUCGCCGAACUUCGAGCGGCGCUCCAAGCACGGCCUUGAAGCUCCCUUACCCAAUCAAACGCGAUAAGAUCGGCGAUGCUAGUAUCAAGCUUGGAUUCAACCAGAACGAUGAGACCUGGACCCGUGCCUGCAAAUACACCUUGACCUGUUGUAAAUACUUGUUGGCACAUGCCAGCAAUGUCGCCAGUAUUGGGUCCAAUAACUCCGCGGCUGCUACGGCCGGUGAACAAGCCAGACCGACAGCGUCUAGCCCUGCUAAGAAAUAA